This is a messenger RNA of Trichosurus vulpecula (common brushtail), 872 nucleotides long. RefSeq names its product histone H3.3A-like. Gene Ontology annotation, cellular component: nucleosome. Gene Ontology annotation, molecular function: DNA binding; structural constituent of chromatin; protein heterodimerization activity. The coding region runs from base 97 to 507 and encodes 136 amino acids. The record is from RefSeq and is a predicted model, not a curated record. The transcript has a single exon. NCBI's taxonomy places the organism in Eukaryota, Metazoa, Chordata, Mammalia, Diprotodontia, Phalangeridae.
GCCGCCGCCGUAGCUCUCUAGCGCUAGGGCCGCCUCUCGCUCUCCGAGCCCAAGCCGAAAGAGAAGGGGGGUGUAUAAGGAGAAGUUUUCAAGAACAUGGCUCGUACCAAGCAAACUGCCCGUAAAUCCACCGGUGGUAAAGCCCCCAGGAAGCAGCUCGCUACAAAAGCCGCUCGCAAGAGUGCGCCCUCUACUGGAGGGGUCAAGAAACCUCAUCGCUACAGGCCAGGUACUGUGGCUCUCUGUGAAAUCAGACGUUACCAGAAGUCCACCGAACUUCUGAUUCGUAAACUUCCCUUCCAGCGUCUGGUGCGUGAAAUUGCUCAGGACUUCAAAACAGAUCUGCGCUUCCAGAGUGCAGCAAUUGGUGCUUUGCAGGAGGCAAGUGAAGCCUAUCUGGUUGGCCUGUUUGAGGACACCAACCUAUGUGCUAUCCACGCCAAACGUGUCACAAUCAUGCCAAAAGAUAUCCAGCUAGCACGCCGCAUACGUGGAGAACGUGCUUAAACUCCACUAUGGUGGGAAACAUUCUUCAUUCUCAAAACAGAAAAAAAUCUCUUCUUCCUGUUAUUGGUAGUUCUGAACGUUAGAUAUUUUUUUCCCAUGGGGUCAAAAGGUACCUAAGUAUAUGAUUGCGAAUGGAAAAAUAGGGGACAGAAUCAGGUAUUGGCAAGUUUUUUCCAUUUUCAUUUGUGUGUGAAUUUUGAAUAUAAAUGCGAGGACAUAAAGCAUUAAUGCAGUCAAAAAAAAUUUUUCCGUGAACAAGUUUCAAAGAUUCAACUUUAUAACAAUUAUAAAUAAACCUGUUAAAUUUUUCUGGACAAUGCCAGCAUUUGGAUUUUUUUAAAAAGUAAAUUUCUUAUUGACGGCAA